Messenger RNA from Protobothrops mucrosquamatus (brown spotted pit viper), 3982 nucleotides. It is a transcript of the gene C5, whose product is annotated as complement C5. NCBI's taxonomy places the organism in Eukaryota, Metazoa, Chordata, Lepidosauria, Squamata, Viperidae. The annotation marks the transcript as partial. The record is from RefSeq and is a predicted model, not a curated record. Gene Ontology annotation, molecular function: endopeptidase inhibitor activity. The transcript is spliced from 30 exons.
AUCCUCUUUGGUGAUUUGAUGAAUGAUUAACUUCUAAGAUCAAUUUGCUCACCAAUUUCAUCCAGGGGAAUUGGACAAGGACAUUCAAAGCUUGGGUCGCCCAAGCUUAUGCAGACAUGAUUCAUCUAGGCAUUUUCUUAUUUUUGAUGCUGUACGGAUCAGGUCUGGCUCAGGACCAAACCUACGUCAUUUCGGCCCCUAAAUUUAUCCGCGCUGGAGCCUCUGAGCAAGUGGUAAUUCAAGCCUAUGGAUACACCGAAGAAUUCUCGGUCACCAUCUCGAUUAAAAGUUACCCAGAUAAAACAAUGACAUACGCCUUUGGUACCGUCCAGCUGACUCCAGCCAAUCGUUUCCAGGGCUCCGUAACUUUAACGGUGCAGCCAAAGGAUUUAAGGACCGGUGAUCCCCAGAAACAGGUGGAAUCUAUAUACCUCGAAGCAGCUUCGCCCCACUUUACAAGACAGAAGAAGAUGCUGCUAACUUACGAUAAUGGAUUUUUAUUCAUUCAGACCGACAAGCCUAUUUACACUCCCGAUCAAUCAGUGAAAGUCCGAGUCUAUUCGCUGAAUGAAGAACUGAGGCCGGCUCGGCGUGCAGCUGUCUUAACUUUUGUGGAUCCAGGUGAGGUAGAAGUGGACAUCAUACGGGAAGAUGACGCUACAGGAAUCAUCUCGUUUCCCGAAUUCAAAAUUCCUCCCUAUCCCAAGUUUGGUGUUUGGACCAUUAAAGCCAAGUAUGAUAAAGAAUUCACAACCUCUGCCGUAGCGCAAUUUCAAGUCAAAGAAUAUGCCAUGCCAAGAUUUUCUGUCGAAAUUAUUCCAGAAAACAGCUUUAUUAGCUCCCAGCACUUUGAACGCUUCAAGAUUACUAUCCAAGCUCAGUAUUUUUACAAGAAGAAACUGAGCGAAGCAGAAGUUUACGUCCGCUUUGGAAUCGUUGAAGGAGCCAGAAAGACCAUGUUGCCCAAAUCGUUGCGUCUCGUUCACAUGGAGGAUGGCGUCGCAAUACUUUAUUUAAACAGCAAAGACGCUCUCCAUGAAAUGGGGUACAGCGACCUUUCAGAGGUGGAUGGGGCCACCCUCUAUAUCGCAGCCUCCGUGCUGGAAACUGGAGGUGGCCACAGCGAGGACGGUGAGCUAACCACGGUGAAGUACGCCUUGUCUCCUUACAAGUUGGAUCUGAUUGCCACGCCUCUUUUUAUGAAACCCGGGCUUCCUUAUUUUAUUAAGGCACGGGUGAGGAAUAUGUUGGACGUAUCAGUUGGCAACGUUCCUGUGCUCCUGACGGCUAUCGCCUUCAACGACCAAAUGGAAGAGACCAAAUUAAUUCAAGAAGGCUCCGAGUUCGGGUCUGGCGUAACCAGUUCAAGAGAUGGGACCACCAUCUUUACAGUUACCAUUCCUUCCGACGCCAAAGUGCUGGAGUUCAAAAUAACAACGGCAGAUCCUUCUUUAUCAGAAGAGAACCAGGCCAGAGAAACCUACGAAGCAAAAUCCUAUAUUUCUCUCAACGGAAACUAUCUCUAUAUUGACUGGGCAUCAGACUACAGAGUCUUACAGGUCGGAGAGAGCUUGCAGAUCAAAGUAUACCCAGCAAGCCAUUAUAUCGAUAAAAUACUACACUAUAGCUACCUGAUCUUAUCCAGAGGGAAAAUAAUCAGUUACGGGACUCAGGAGAAGAUCAAAGGCCUGUCUUAUCAAGGCCUGACCCUGCAUAUCACUGAAGAAAUGGUCCCUUCAGCCCGUCUUCUGGUCUACUACAUCGUUACGGGGGAAGGAACCGCGGAAUUAGUAGCCGAUUCAGUCUGGCUAAACGUGCAGCAAAAAUGCGGCAACAACCUCGAGGUCCGCAUCCUGAAGAACGGGAGAGUUUACCGACCCGGAGAAACCGUGUCACUUUCCAUGACCUCCGAGUCUCACUCUCUAGUAGCCCUCUCAGCCCUGGACAAAGCCAUUUACGGAGUGACGGGAUCCAAGCAGAGACCCAUGGAAAAAGCUCUCCUGAAACUGGAAAAGAGUGACCUGGGUUGUGGAGCUGGAGGAGGAGAGAACAACGUGGAUGUGUUCCGCAUGGCUGGUCUUACUUUUCUCACCAAUGCCAAUGCUGACGACUCCAGAGAAAAAGAUGAAACUUGCACGGCCGUCAUCAGAAGUGCCCGCUCCCUCAAAGAGGACAUCGAAAAACAAGGUAUUUGUGUGGCUGACACCCUGGAAGUGGAAGUCGUUAAAGAGGUCUUUGUGAACGUCCAUCUUCCAUACUCCGUUGUCCGGGGAGAGCAAAUAGAAUUAAAAGCCACCAUUUACAAUUACAGACCGUUAAGGGCUAAGUAUUGUCUGAAGCUCAGCGUGCAAAAAGGGAUCUGCCUCUUUGGUGCUGCCAAAACCCUGGAGGACGGCUCUCAAUUCCACACCUGCUCUCACCCGAAAGAUAUCCAGAGCUCUUCGAUGGCGGUGGAGUCGUUUAAAGUUCUCCCUCUUGAGUUAGGCCUUCUCAGCGUCAACCUCACGCUUCACAGUGAUGCGGGAAAAGAAGUGCUCGUGAAGACCUUGAGAGUUGUGCCCGAAGGCGUUCGAAGGGAGAGUUAUGACGGUGGCACGCUGGAUCCCCAAGGGGUUUAUGGUACAGUCGUGAGACAGAAAGAAUUCGCCCACAAGGUGCCGCGCUACAUCGUCCCCAAGACGCAACUCGAAAAAACCCUCAGUAUAAAAGGCAACCUGCUGGGGGACGUGAUCCAGGCUGCCGUGAAGCCCGAGGCGCUGAGGUUACUCACCAACCUCCCCCAAGGCAGCGCAGAAACGGAACUGAUGAACGUUGUCCCGGUGUUUUAUGUGUAUGAUUACCUGGAAAGGUCCAACGCCUGGGAGAUCUUUGGCUCGGGCAGAACCAGCGCGGAAAUUACCAUGUUGAGGAAGAUGAAGAGAGGAAUCAUCAGCGUUCUGUCUUUUCAAACACAAAAUUACUCUUACAGCAUGUGGAAGGAUGGCGAAGCCAGCACCUGGAUUACAGCAUUUAUCCUAAAAGUUUUUGGACAAGUUCGGCGAUAUAUGCCUGAUCAGUUUGGCACGGCGUGUAAGUCUCUGACUUGGUUGGUUGACAUCUGUCAAAUGGAUGACGGAUCUUUCAGGGAAGCCUCAGAUUACAAGCCAGUAGCCCUUCAGGGCACAUUACGUGAUCAGCAGAAAGAAAACAGUCUGUACCUAACAGCCUUCACCUUGAUGGCCUUUUCAGACUAUAAAAAAGCCUGUCCAUUGCAGAAAUUUGCAGACGCUGAAAACCGAGCGGUCAAUUAUUUGUUGCAAAACAUUGCAAGCUCGCAAAACACCUUUGUCUUGGCCAUCGUGACUUACGCUCUAACUCAAGAAAAGGUCAAUCACCCUGACCUUCAUUCGGCCUACCUUCGCUUGAAGAACGAAGCUCAGGUGAAAGGGAACCCCCCAAUCUACCGUUUCUGGAAAGAGACCCCUGUCAAAUUCGAUGCAAGCAUUCCUUCUAAGGGCAACGCCAAGAUGGUUGAAACCACUGCCUAUGCCUUGCUGUCCAUUUUGCAGAAAGGAGAUCACAAUUACGUCAAACCGGUCAUGAAAUGGUUGACCGAAGAGCAGAGAUUUGGGGGUGGAUUUUACUCGACCCAGGAUACAAUCAUCGCUUUGGAGUGCCUGACCGAAUAUUCCAUCCUUAUUAGACGGCUUGAGCUGGACAUGAACAUCAAAGCGUCUUAUAAGUCUCGUGGAGAUUUCCACACGUACAGGCUCACAAGUAGCAAUUACAUCGGCAAGCCUGUGGAUGCAUCCUUGAGUGACGAUAUAGAAGUACGCACGGGAAGCAACACUGGAACAGCCGCUGUGACUCUGAGGAGCGUGUAUUAUGUAAGCAGCAUUUCUGAGGACACUUGUGACUUUCAGCUGAAGAUUGAUGUCACGCUAGAUGAAAAGAAGUACUAUCUGUCCUUCAAUGAAAUCCGGCUUUUGGUCGCCUGCGCAAA